AUUAACUCAUAUCUUUAGGGUUUCUUGAGCUGUUGUUUGUUUGUCGAGUAAGAAAAUUUUUACUUUUUCUUUUCUUUCUUUUUUGAGCAGUGGGAAAAAAAAUGGGGAGAGGUAGGGUUCAGCUAAGGCGGAUCGAGAACAAGAUUAGCAGACAAGUAACUUUUUCCAAGAGGAGAACUGGUUUGCUAAAGAAAGCUCAUGAGAUCUCAGUGUUAUGUGAUGCUGAGGUUGCUUUGAUUGUUUUCUCUAACAGAGGGAAGCUCUUUGAGUACUCAUCUGAUUCCAGCAUCGAAAGAAUCCUAGAACGACACGAACAACAUUCAUAUGCAGAGAGACAGCUUAUCUCAAAUGAUUCUGAAUCACAGGCGAACUGGUCUCUGGAAUGUCCCAAACUCAAGUCAACUAUUGAAUCUUUACAAAGGAACUUAAGGCAGUUCCUGGGAGAAGAGCUUGAUCCUUUGAGUCUAAGGGACCUGCAACUUUUGGAACAACAAAUUCAUAAUUCUCUGAAGCGCAUACGAACUAGAAAGAAUAAACUCAUGAAUGAGUCCAUUUCAGAGCUGCAGAAGAAAGAAAAGACAUUGCAAGACCAGAACAGCAAGCUAGCAAAAAAGCUCAAAGAAAAUGAGAAGAUACCGACUGAGCAUGCACAAUGUGAGCAGCAAAACCUUGCCCAAAACUCACCACCGCAACCUGCCGCAACAAUACAAUUCCCUUCUUUGACUAUUGGAGGGACUUUCCAGGCAAUAGAAGGUACAAACAAGGGGGCUGAGACUCAACCCCAGCCUAGUACCAAUACUGUGAUACCGCCCUGGAUGCUUCGCCAUGUACACAGAUAGAGAUCUGAGACUAACACAAGCUGCUCAAAUCGAACUCUUAAAACUAUGUUUUAUAGAGUGAGAAUUCCUGGCAUACCAUCGCAAAGUGUUCCAGUGCGAUGAGAAAAAUAUAAGUCAUUUAUUCGAAACUUCAAAACUGUUUUGAGACUGCAGCAUCCCGCUGUCCUAGUAGAAAUAUUAGAGAGGAAGAAUAAUACACUUUGCUUAACAAUUCUGUUACCAGGAUUAUGCAUGUUCAAUGCAUUAUUGGAGUGGGAAGUAAAGUUCCACCGAAUCUUCAGUGCAUUAUUUUCUUUUUGUUUUGUUUUCUAUUUGGUAUUCUACGGUGCAUUCACAGUGCAGAUAGGAGGAUUUAAUGCAUAACUGUGGCAACUUCAACCUCUGAUUCUUCGGAUGAUUAUUUUGA
Durio zibethinus is the source of this 1245-nucleotide messenger RNA. Its product is annotated as agamous-like MADS-box protein FUL-L. Gene Ontology annotation, cellular component: nucleus. Gene Ontology annotation, biological process: positive regulation of transcription by RNA polymerase II. The record is from RefSeq and is a predicted model, not a curated record. Gene Ontology annotation, molecular function: RNA polymerase II transcription regulatory region sequence-specific DNA binding; DNA-binding transcription factor activity; protein dimerization activity. Lineage: Eukaryota; Viridiplantae; Streptophyta; Magnoliopsida; Malvales; Malvaceae.